GCGGCAGACCCUAUCAUUAUAUUUAUAAGACCCACCUCGACAGACGCCGUCCACAAUGAACUUCGUUCUGUUAGGGCAGCUGGAAGAACUUAGGAACGAAGGCAUGACCGGAAACGAGAGUUACCUAGACUACGAACCUUAUGAUGACACCGUGACCUCGCUGAUUCAGCUGGCCCAGAUCCUCUACUUCUACUAUAUCCCUGUCAUCAUAUGUCUGGGGAUUUCCCUCAAUACUAUCGUGUGUAUAGUCCUGCUAAGAACCAAGCUACGGAAGAAAUUCUACACGCACGUGUUUGCUGCCACAACCAUUAGUGAUAACGGGUUUUUGGUGACGGUUCUGUUGAUUUGGAUGAAGGACCAGGCCGUGGAUAUUUACAAGGCCCCGGGAAUGUGCCAGAUGAUCAUUUUUAUGAGUCACUUCUUCCCCUUUCUCUCGUUCUGGCACAGUAUAUCAGCGAGUAUCAUCCUUUUGAUACGCCCCCGUUCCUCGUGCCUAACGAAUACCUGUAACGGGCCGGGGAAAUCUCGGACUCUGAUCGUCUCUUUGUCCGUCUUUACCUUAACGAUAUACAUUUACAAAACAUGGACGAACGGUGUGUUGAUUAUCCAAGGCGCUCGCUUCUGUACUAUUCUACCGGAAACGGAAGAUGCCAUGAAAAUUCUGAACAUCCUGGAUGUGAUAGUGUUACUUGUACUACCAUUCAUCAUGUUCGCAAUUUUUGAUUUGCUGAUCAUAGUCAAACAAAUAAUGAAGCUUUAUCUUGCCAAUUCCUUUAAUGGAUCCAGUACGUACCAGGAUUCGUUGAAGGUCGUGUUGGUGCACUCCAUCUGCUUCCAUAUAUUUGUAGGACCGGGGUGCAUCUCCAAACUUAUCUUAUUGUUUCGAUAUAUGUCCGGAAACGAACAUUACGACUUCGAGGAAUUGAUACUGGAAAGUAUAUUCCAGUACGUUUUCUACACUUACUUUGGUAUAAAACCUCUUUUCCAUAUUAUAGUUUCCAAAUCGUUACGAGUACACUUGAAAGAACUGCUACUUAAAGCGAAACAAACAAUGUCAAUGUCCCGGAUGUUGAUGAAUGCCGGGUCACAUGAUCAAACGUUGUUGUAGGUCAGACUUUUGACAUCAUUAUGUAGGUGCCUUGCCUAUGUUAGGGACACAUGUUAGCUAUGGAAACACAACUCCCACAGUAAUAUGCGAAUUGUUUUGAAUUGUUCGUUGUCCAUAAUCUGUAACCAAGGUGUAUCUGUGGGAUUCAAAAUUUAUGAAACAAACAGAUGAAAGAGUUAUAUGAUCACAUCGAUAAAACUAGGAUAUCAUCAUACAUGUAGAUUGAAAACUAUUGUUUGUGUUAUAUGUAUAUACAAUUGUUGUAUGAAUUUGUUUCGAUUUUACUGUUGUAUUUAUAAUUUGGAAGUAAA
Messenger RNA from Ostrea edulis (European flat oyster), 1419 nucleotides. RefSeq lists its product as uncharacterized. Gene Ontology annotation, biological process: G protein-coupled receptor signaling pathway. The coding region runs from base 56 to 1108 and encodes 350 amino acids. Lineage: Eukaryota; Metazoa; Mollusca; Bivalvia; Ostreida; Ostreidae. Gene Ontology annotation, molecular function: G protein-coupled receptor activity. Gene Ontology annotation, cellular component: plasma membrane. The record is from RefSeq and is a predicted model, not a curated record. The transcript has a single exon.